Molecule: messenger RNA, 881 nt
Organism: Teleopsis dalmanni
Lineage: Eukaryota; Metazoa; Arthropoda; Insecta; Diptera; Diopsidae
Product: trypsin-1
Exons: 3
Coding region: 12-881 (289 amino acids)
Biological process (GO): proteolysis
Molecular function (GO): serine-type endopeptidase activity
Source: RefSeq, a predicted model, not a curated record
CACUAGUUUACAUGGCUACGGUUAAUUAUUUACUCUUCAUGUUCGUUUUGGGUGUUUUUAGUGAGCAUGGGAAGGUAUUGGCACGUGAUGGGAAGAUAGUUAAUGGCACUGAUGCAAAGGAUGGUGAAUUUCCUUUUAUGGUUUCUCUACGACGCGGUGUGCGUCAUUCUUGUGGUGCCACAUUACUUAAUCCAAAAUGGGUGCUAACAGCAGCCCAUUGUGUUGCCCGUGCAAAACCAGAAAAACUCAAUAUACAAUACGGAAAUAUAAAACUAAAUCAGAAUAGCACUAAAAUAAGCAAUGUAUCCAAAAUUUAUGUGCACGAGGGCUAUCUACCUAGCAAUAACUAUAUAAACGAUAUAGCAUUAUUAAAACUUAAGGAACCGUUAAAAUUUAAUAAGAAAGUUAGCAGUGUCCGUUUGCCGGAAAUAAAACAAAUUACGCCCGGUAAUAAAAGUGCCACUUUAAUAGGCUGGGGUCUUAAUGCGACUGGUGGUGUAACACAAAAUAGAUUGCAAAAAGUGGAACUACAAACAUUUACUGAUGAUGAGUGCAGUCGUCGCCAUGAAGUACAACUGCAUACGACUACACUCUGUGCUGGUGUACCUAAUGGUGGAAAAGGACAAUGUAGUGGAGAUUCUGGUGGACCGUUAUUGAUUAAUGGAAUACAAGUGGGCAUCGUAUCCUGGAGCCGUAAACCGUGCACUAUUGCGCCAUAUCCAGGUGUGUUUACUGAGGUUUCAGCCUAUGUCGACUGGAUACUAAAUAUUGUGCAGAGGAGAGGAGAUGAUGUUGACGAUAGCGAUGAAGAGAAUGAUUCUUUAGAAUUAAUAAUAGGCAAUUUAAUUGUUGUGAAGAAGAGAAAUCCAAUCUUUACUUAA